This is a messenger RNA of Perca fluviatilis (European perch), 2020 nucleotides long. RefSeq names its product oocyte zinc finger protein XlCOF6.1-like. NCBI's taxonomy places the organism in Eukaryota, Metazoa, Chordata, Actinopteri, Perciformes, Percidae. The transcript has 2 exons. Gene Ontology annotation, biological process: central nervous system development; regulation of transcription by RNA polymerase II. Gene Ontology annotation, cellular component: nucleus. Gene Ontology annotation, molecular function: DNA-binding transcription factor activity, RNA polymerase II-specific; RNA polymerase II cis-regulatory region sequence-specific DNA binding. The record is from RefSeq and is a predicted model, not a curated record. Bases 133 to 1419 code for a protein of 428 amino acids.
GAAGAAGAAUACGACGACAACGACAGUUCAUAUUUAACCGAGCUAAACACCGGAGCAGUCAGCUAAGAGAAGCCGUUAGUUGGAUCCAAAUAACGGCAGAAACCCCCCGAGGAGUUAGUCCGUUAAUCAGAUAUGGGCCGACACCGGAAACAGCCGGAGGUGGUUUUAAAACCGGAAACGAAGCUGAGUGGAGUUUUACCUUCAGAUGUCCAGAUGGUGAUUGUUGGUGAAGAACAUCAGCAGGAGUGGAGCCCCAGUCUGGACCAGGAGGACACAAAGCCCCCACACAUUAAAGAGGAACAGGAGGACCUCUCAACCAGUCAGGAUGGAGAGCAGCUUCAAGGGCUGGAGGAGGCUGUUAUCACCAAGUUUCCAGUCAGUGUCCCUGUGAAGAGUGAAGAUGAUGAAGAGAAACCUCAGUUCACACAGCUUCACCAAAGACAAACUGAACAGAUGAAAACAGAAGCUGAUGGAGAGGACUGUGAAGGACCGGAUAAUUAUUUACAACCAGAUACUGAUGACCAGACUGGAGAUUCAUCUGAAGCGGAGACUGAUGACAGCGCUGAUUGGGAGGAGACCAGAGAACCUCAGUCAGGUUUAAACUCUCUGAAUAAUGAUACAGACCCUGUCAGUGAUUCAAGAUGUAGUACUGGUGAAAAAGAGUGUGGAGACAGAUUUGGCACCAGUGGACAUCCGAAGAGACACUUGAAAACGCAUGCAGGAAGGAAACCAUUUAGCUGCUCAUUCUGUAAGAAAGCUUUUAGACAGAGUGAAGAUUUACAUAGACACAUGAGAAUCCACACAGGGGAGAAACCAUUUAGCUGCUCGGUCUGUAAGAAAGCUUUUGCAGUGAGUGGAAGUUUACAUAGACACAUGAGAACCCACACAGGAGAGAAACCAUUCAGCUGCUCCAUUUGCAAGAAAGCUUUUACACGGAGUGGAAGUUUACAGACACACAUGAGAAUCCACACAGGAGAGAAAGCAUUCAGCUGCUCCAUCUGUAAGAAAGCUUUUACAGAGAGUGGAAGUUUACAUAGACAUAUGAGAAUCCACACAGGAGAGAAACCAUUUAGCUGCUCAGUCUGUAAGAAAGCUUUUACAGUGAGUGGAAAUUUACAGAAACACAUGAGAAUCCACACAGGAGAGAAACCAUUUAGUUGCUCCAUCUGUAAGAAAGCUUUUACAGAGAGUGGAAGUUUACAGACGCACAUGAGAAGCCACACAGGAGAGAAACCUUUCAGCUGCUCAAUAUGUAAGAAGGCUUUUACGAUGAGUGGACAUUUACAGAGACACAAGAGAAUUCAUACAGGAGAGAAACCGUUUAGCUGCUCAGUCUGUAAAAAAGCUUUUAGAGUAAGUGGACAUUUAAAGGCACACAUGAUAACGCACACAAGAGACAACGUUGUUGUGCAACGUUAGACAAAAUUGCUAACUGUAGGCAAAUGUAGCUUAGGAGUAGCCUACAACAAGUUUUUAAAGUGUGCUAUUAAUAGCCUGCCGAGCACCGCUAAAAAUAGCCUAGCGCUGCCGCUGCAGUUACCUCCCUACCAGACGCUUUCUUAUUUUUAACUGUCAAUGCCAGUGAAAAAUAAAUAAUUUGACCUGACGGAUCAUCAGACUCAUUCAUAUCAGAACUGAAACACUGGAACAACAAACCCUGACCCACAGUCUGUUUCCCCAUAGAUGGAUAUAUACUAGAUAUAUAUUGUUUUUUUUUUUUUUUUUAAAGAAAACAGGUUCAGGUGAGAAAGUAUAAGAUAAGCCUUUAACAUUAUCCCACUGCACUGAACAGCAACCCCAUAUUCACAUAUGUUAUGAAUAGGUGAAUGUAUAACCUUUGGUUGCCUGCACAAUGCAUUAUCUGUUGAUUAGUUGAUUACAUUUGCCUUCUGGUUGACAGCACAAAGGAGUGAGGAGAAUAGAGAGGGAGAAGGGCAGAGAGAGCAAGAUGAACAAGGUGAGAAAAUGGCUAGGUAGCCUUGUGUGUGUGUGUGUGUGUGUGUAUAUGUAUGUGUGUGUA